AUGGCUGAGAAGGGAGGCGUAAUUGUUCCCGAGUCUGUGCUAAAGAAACAGAAGAGGAGCGAGGAAUGGGCUUUGGCCAAGAAGCAGGAGCUUGCUGUUGUGAAGGAAAAGAAUGCUGCAAACAGAAAGCUGAUUUUCAAUAGAGCCCAGCAAUAUGCCAAGGAAUACACGGAGCAGGAGAAGGAGCUGAUUCAGCUGAAGCGCGAGGCAAGACUGAAGGGAGGGUUUUAUGUGAAUCCUGAGGCUAAGUUGCUUUUCAUCAUUCGCAUUCGUGGUAUUAAUGCCAUGCACCCGAGGACUAAGAAGAUCUUGCGUCUUCGGCAGAUUUUCAAUGUCGUGUUCCUAAAAGUUAACAAGGCAAUAGUGAAUAUGCUUCACAGGGUUGAACCCUACGUAACCUAUGGGUACCCCAACUUGAAGAGUGUGAAGGAACUAAUUUACAAAAGGGGCUAUGGCAAAGUCAACAAGCAACAGAUUGCUUUGACCGAUAACUCCGUUGUUGAACAGGUUUAUCAACUCUUUCAAAUGUGA
Molecule: messenger RNA, 531 nt
Organism: Striga hermonthica
Lineage: Eukaryota; Viridiplantae; Streptophyta; Magnoliopsida; Lamiales; Orobanchaceae
Source: the annotation of a GenBank genome assembly